GUCUGCGUCUUAACCUAACCCUAACCUGUUUUUAUGUAUGAACCUAACCAAAUAUACCGAUGAAAACAUUGUGACUGGUGCAAACAGGAAAAAGCCAUGGAUAAAUCCAUCGAGAACGAAUUACAAAUCAGGCUGAUCACCAAACAGGACAUCUAUGCAGUCCCCGAUGACCCGAUCACUGUGCAGGCCUCUGUUGACUGCAAAGAACUGAACGAGCUGUUGAACCAGCUCCUGAAGGCAUCCAAUCCAGACUUCCUGAAACCCAAAGAGUUCGACUUUCUGGCCUUCGGCCAACUGAUCAGGCUCCCUUUAACUGCACACCUGCAAGAACACGCUGGCUCUGACGAAAGCACUGUGGAUGUGGAGUAUAUCGAAAGAACGCCAGCUCCGGAGCCCCAAGAUACCAUUUUGCAUGACGAUUGGGUGGCUUCGGUGCAAAGCACCGAUAAAUGGAUCUUAACUGGGUGCUACGACAAUUCAGUGAACAUUUGGACGCAUCACGGGAAGCCUGUGGCUUCAGUCAAAGAGCACACGGAGAUUGUUAAGGGCGCCACGUGGGUGGACCGAGCUGAUCCUUCAAAAGGAUUCAUUUCAGUGUCGCACGACCAGACGGCGAUUAUCUGGAGUUGGGAGGAAGGCACUGACAAAUUAUGCCCCAACAUUACAUUGAGAGGCCACGAAAGAGGCAUCGACAGUGUGGAUGUGAGCAAAAACUCUCAUCUACUAGCCACGGGAGGCUGGGACACUAAUUUGAAAAUCUGGUCGGCUUCAUUGGAUGUGGACGACUCAGGGGAGCCAACCAGCAAAAGAAGCAAAGGAACCAACAGAAACUCCAGCGUGCGAACCCCCUUACACACCCUGAAAGGGCACAAAGAGAGCAUAUCGUCGAUAAAUUGGGUGGACAGUCACACGGUUUGCACAGCUUCAAUGGACCAUACGAUUAAGUUCUGGGAUUGCCAACUAUAUGGAAUUUCCAAUGAAAUAGUGGAUCAGAAGGCCUUUCUGAGCUCUUCGUGGUCGCCGCUCAGCAACACUCUCCUUGCCACUUCAGCAGACAGAUUCAUUCGCCUCUACGAUCCGCGGUCUACUGAAGGAACCGUCUGCAAGUCCAAAUUCACGUCGCAUCAACUUUGGGUGAGCAGCGUGGCCUGGUCGAAAUACGAUGAACACUUGUUCCUCUCAGGCAGCUACGAUGCAACAGUCAAAAUGUGGGACACUCGAAGCGCAAAAGCGCCCCUGUAUAAUCUGCAGGGCCACGAGGGCCAGAUACUGGCAGUGGAUUGGUCGAAUGAUAAAUACCUGGUGUCAGGAGGCACCGAUAACAGUGUUCAUAUAUUCAAAAAUAGACAUCCCAAGUAAUGUGAUUGGCUACUGAAUAGCCAACUAAUAAAAGUGAACGACAAUA
Molecule: messenger RNA, 1405 nt
Organism: Dendroctonus ponderosae (mountain pine beetle)
Lineage: Eukaryota; Metazoa; Arthropoda; Insecta; Coleoptera; Curculionidae
Product: ribosome biogenesis protein WDR12 homolog
Exons: 6
Coding region: 97-1359 (420 amino acids)
Biological process (GO): ribosome biogenesis
Cellular component (GO): preribosome, large subunit precursor
Molecular function (GO): protein binding
Source: RefSeq, a predicted model, not a curated record